AGUUAUUUAUUUUCACACUGUUUGCAGGUUAACUUUGUUGUUUGGCACGAAUUUUACUUAAUUGCGAUGGGAAAACGUCGAACGCAGUCCUUGAUCGACUCCAAUUCUAGUGAUAGUGACAGCGAUGCGGAUACCAAUUUGGAAUCGGAUUUACUGUCGCUAGCCAGAAAGAGGAAGAAGCCAGCCAAUGCCAACAAAUCAGACUCGGACUCUGAUUGGGCCAACAACAAAUCGGGAGCACAAGGCGCCAAGAAGAAGCGUCCCAAGAAGGCAAGCAGAGAUUCUAGUUCAUCCGAGGAGAACUGGGAUGACGACAGUCAAGACGAGGGCGCAGCACCCGCUGCCGCCUCUGUCGCCGAGAAACGCGCUGAACCCGAACAAAAGAAACCAGGCGAACAGCUAAGCGAGCAGGAGGAGGGCGAGGUCUCAGACAGUGAUUCAGACAAUGACAAAUCCAAGUCAAAGUCGACAUCAUCGUCGAGCUCUGGCUCGGAUUCGUCCAGCUCAUCGUCGUCCAGCUCGGACUCUGAAUUCGACGAUGGCUACGAUGAUGAUCUAAUGGGUGACGAGGAGGAUCGCAAGCGUCUGAAUGGUUUGUCUGAGAAGGAGCGAGAAACUGAGAUCUUUAAGCGCAUCGAACAACGCGACCUGAUGCGCACCAGAUGGGAGAUUGAGCGCAAAUUGAAGCUGGCACGUCGUGGAGAACGAAAUGAACGAUCGAAGACAAAGGGACCCAAGAAGAAGACAAAGAAGGAGAAGCGCAGCAAGAAGACCAAGGAAAUGCCACCACCAAUGCCGGUGGCAAUGCCCGCUGAACUGGAGGCCAGCAAGAUCAGUGCGCUGGAGGCACGUGCCACAGCCAAGAGUCCCUCGCCACUGCCCUCGAUACGUGAAGGACCCUCGACCUCGAGCAUUGGCUCGGCUUUAGGAACGAGCAGCGGUGAGAAGAGUGGCGACGAACAGGGCGCCAGCGGUGUGUCCGAUUACUUUGAUCACAAGGAGCGUUCCAAGGAACGCAAGAAGAACGUGGAGGCAAACAAAACGGAUGACAAACGCAGCAAUGCGAUGGCUGCAUUGAAGGCCAAACGCGAAGGCAAAGCAAAACGAGAGGAGGAGGAAGCCAAGCGAUUAGCAGAACGAGAUCGGGAUGAUGACAAAGAGGAACUCGAGAGCGUCUCGGGCUGCAAAUCAGCCGUCAAACUGAAAGCCUCGGAAAUCUACUCAGACGACUCGGGCAGCAGCGAUUGGGAUGACGAUGAGAAGCCAGUGGGCAAACGUUCGCGCUCCAAUAGCAGCAAAGCGUCCAGCGAAUCGGAGGACGACGAGAAGGCCACAAAGAGUCCAGUGUUUAUCAACAAUCGCGAGGAUCUGAACAAGCUGCGACUGUCGCGCUUCAAAAUGGAACGUUUCGUCAAUCUGCCCAUCUUCGAGAGCACCGUGGUCAAUUGCUUUGUGCGCAUCAGCAUUGGCAACAACGGCCAGAAGCCAGUCUAUCGUGUGGCCGAGAUUGUUGGCGUUGUGGAGACGGGAAAGAUCUACUCACUGGGCACUACGCGCACAAAUCGUGGGCUGCGGCUGAAACAUGGAACACAGGAGCGUGUCUUCCGACUAGAAUUUAUAUCGAAUCAAGAGUUUACGGAAACGGAGUUCAACAAAUGGCACGAGGUGUGUCAGCAGGCGAAUGUGGCGAUGCCAACGAUGGAUCUGAUUGAGAUCAAACAGAAUGACAUCAAGAAGGCGCUCAACUACGAGUUCAAGGACGAGGAUGUGGACAAGAUUGUGGAGGAGAAGAAUCGUUUCCGCAAUCGCCCCACCAACUAUGCCAUGAAGAAGACCUGCCUCAUGAAGGAGCGCGACGCAGCGAUGUUGCGCGGCGACUACGACAUUGCCAACGAUCUGGGUCAGCAAAUCGAUCAGCUUGAGAGUCGCGCCUCCGAGCUGGACAAGCGACGUUCGCACAGUCUCAACUUGAUAUCGUACAUCAACGAUCGCAAUCGCAAACGUAAUGUGCAGGACGCCGAGAAGGCCAUCAUGGAGGAGGCGCGUGCCAACAAAGGUCUAAAAAUAUCGGAUCCAUUCACGAGACGCAUCACACAGCCUCGCAUGGGCUUCAAGGGUGGCAAGAAGGACGAGGAUGAUAUGCUUCCUGCACCGUUACCACCACCACCGCCGGGCAAAAAGAAGAACGAGACGAGCACAUCGAGUGCAAAGGCAACGGACGGCAAGGACUACAGUUUGUACUCGCUGCACGACUUCGACAUUGAUCUGGAUGUGCCGUUGCCAGUGAACAGCUCCAAUGCGUUGCCGAAGCCAGCGAACAAACCAACCGAGACGGUGUCCAAGCGUUCACUGAACCUGGAAGACUACAAAAAGAAGCGCGGUCUCAUCUAGCUGCAACGUUGAAACCACAUUAGCGUUUCAUUAUCUAUAUCUUUACCCCUUAGGCUAGAGUUGCGAGUUGCCAGUUGCGAAUUAAACGUGUAAUCUUUCGAUCGAAGUGACUAUUUGAGGAGAAGGUGGAAAUGUUUGUUAGCUUAACGCUCCAUUUUAGCAGUACAAUGAAAGAUGAAUCACCUAUAGACAUAAUUUACGAAUUGUAUUAUAUUUACGAAUAUAUAUUGCCGCUUUGUACUGUAUUGAGAGAAAUUCAUACCUGAGAUCAACCAAUUCCAAAUAUUCAUUCUCAUUCAGUGAGCAAAGAGCGCUGCAUAAUUUCUCGUAUCCUUUUGUCUGUCAGUGUCCUGUUUAUCUGUGUGUCUGUUUGCGAUUCAUAUGCAUAUGUAUCUUUUUAUAAUUUAUUAUCAACGAUUAGCUGAAUUUUACUUAACUCAAAACAAUAAAGACUCAUAUACAUUUAUUACUUGUUGAUAUGCAUUAGUCUAAGGAUCACAAACUUCUUUUGUAAUUUUGUUUAGCGUUAAGUUCUAAAGAAUGUAUUAGGUACUAUAUAAUCUAUCUGCCCUCUCUUCUCUUUUCACUCUUUUUCACACACUUUUCAUUUGUUUCAUCAAUAAACAAUUACUUAAGACAUGCAUAGAUACAUACUCGUACAUCAUUGUAAUGUUCUGCUAUAUAUCGUUGAUGAUAAUGCCCCCCUUAUAAGCAUAAUAAGAAUUAUAAUUAUACAAAUAAUAAUAAAUACAUUAAUUGUAAUGCGUCGGUUGUAAGCAUUGAACGCUGUAUUAAAUUUAAAAGAGAUCAAUUUAAAUGUAGCCAGGUCCAUAAAUAAAAAUGCUAUACUCG
This is a messenger RNA of Drosophila albomicans, 3243 nucleotides long. RefSeq names its product RNA polymerase-associated protein Rtf1 (gene Rtf1). Gene Ontology annotation, cellular component: Cdc73/Paf1 complex. The coding region runs from base 67 to 2391 and encodes 774 amino acids. Gene Ontology annotation, molecular function: DNA binding; RNA polymerase II C-terminal domain phosphoserine binding. The transcript is spliced from 4 exons. NCBI's taxonomy places the organism in Eukaryota, Metazoa, Arthropoda, Insecta, Diptera, Drosophilidae. The record is from RefSeq and is a predicted model, not a curated record.